UCAUUGUUCUGAGGGUUUUGGUAUAAGACACGGAGUAUUCUGGAUUCAGGCAGAAUUCAGAAACGGUAAAUCCAUAUGUAUAAGCCAGGCUUUAGAGUUAACUGGAACUUAAGAAAAAGGUCGAAAUGGCAGCAUGAUCUUUGACCUUAGCCGGUUCCGUGUCGAACGAAUUAAAAAAUAAUUUGCCAAAUGUCAAAACUUGAUAAAUAAAUGUGAAAAAACCUUUCAUUGGAAAAAACGGUGUUAUAAUAUGAAAUCGAAUAUAAGUUAUUGUGGAAUUAAAAUUUACUAAAUACCAAACAUUAAAUAUCAUACAUACAUAUGCCUCUAUCCCACUAAAUAUCAAAUUUCAUCAUGAUGUUAGAAACUGAUGAUAUUGAUGAUGAUUACUUUACACCUGUCCCUUCCACAUCAUUAGCAAGCAUCUUUGCUACAAGUUCAAAAAACCCAGAAACUAAAGACAAUGAAUCUUUGAAAUAUACACCUCCAAAGCAGCAAACUAUUUCACAUAAAACAGAUGAUUCUAAGACACAAUGUGUUUUCGCAACUGCACUAGUUGGAUAUGAAUGGUGAAUACAAAUAAAAAAAAAUUAGUACCUAUUGUGCUUGGUUGGAUAAUGUUUAUACAUGUAGAGGUAAUCUUGGUUUUGCCAUAAUGAAAAUCCAUAAAUCAGGAUUACAUAAUAUUAUUUUGUAUGAUUCAAGAAAAAUCACACUCUCUAUAACAUCCAUAAUUCCGACAUUGGAAGUCAUUAUUAAUAAAAACCAAAGUAUAUCUUAUUACGAUGACUUUCGCAAAUAUUGGUCACUUUAUGUAAAUGAAGACUCUUUACAUUCCAUUACAUCAUUAUUAAAAUCUUUUAAUACCCAAAUCAAAAUGAGUUCCCAUACUGACAAAAAUCCGCCUGAACCUAUCAUAGAAAAUAAUAAAACUAAUACAGAAGAUAUCAAGAAGGAUAUAGGCAGUGAUACAGAUUCUUCCAUUAACAGAAAAACAAAAAUGUCUAUUUUAAAUCGAAUGGCUAACAUGGGUCAAUCAGUGUUGCCAACUAAUGUAAAUUUCAAUGAAAAUACAAGUGAUUCAUCAGAUACAAGUGAAAAUAUCACACAUACAAAGACAUUCAGACAUAAACCAAUAAAAAAUAUAAGAAAGGAUAUGAGUAAUGAAAGAAAUACUGUAGUAUGCACUCCACAAAAGAUGUGUGAAAGUGAACAAAACCAAGUUGCAAUUAGUACUCAGAAAGUAUCUGAUAAUACGGCACUAUAUACAUAUGUCAAUGGUGUGCUGGUCCCUGUAACAAGUGCCAAUUUAAUGAGCAACAGUAUUGAUAGAAAUAUAAAUAAUAUGGAACUUUAUUUUAAUGAACAAAGGAUGAAUAAUACUGAGAUGCGAAUAAAUGUGAAUAGAAUUACAGAUAAAGUUGACCAUGUCCUGCAGAAACUCAACAAUCUUGAAGAAAAAGAAACAAGUGGAGGAAGUGCCAUAAACAUGCAAAUAAGUGUCUAUCAAAAGUUACUUUUAGAAUAUGAAAACAAAAUAAAAAUGUAUGAAAACUUAUUGAAAAAUAAAGGAUUAGAAACAAAAACUAGCAAUGAAGAUACAAACAAUGAAAUGGAAAAAAAGAUGCAAGAAUUAAAACUGAAUAUUACAAAACUAGAACAAGAAAACCAAGAAAAAGCUGAUGAAAUUUCUAAACUUGGAAAUGAAUUAAAAGUCUUGCAACAAAAAGUUGACACCUCAGCAGCUUUAAGGGAGAGCACAGAUAUUAUGUUAAACAAAAUUAAAGAUUUAGAACUUGCUGUGUCAGAUAAAGAUUUAGAGGUGAGAGAUGUAAUGAAGAAGUAUGAAAACUUAUUGCAAAGUAAAAACGAAUAUAACAUUGAAGAGAAAAUUAAAAGUAUCAUGAACAAUACUUAUCAAACUAUAUCGGGAAAUUUUCAUAACAAUGAAUCAUAUUCUGGUGAAAAAAUCAACAAGAUUAUAGCAGUUGUAAUUAGAAACAUAACAUUGCAUACAUUAAAUAUGCUCAAUGAUGAAAAAAAUAAUUCAUAACACCAAUGCUCCUCAACCUUUAGAAUAUCUUCUCCUACCAUUAGGCCUUAUCUCAGUCCAAUAAGGGAUGGUAACUAAUUUUCAAGCAUAUAACAUGUUUAAGGACUUAUGAGAGGCCACUUGUCUUAACAUGAUGAACACUCUAUGUGAAUCUGAUUCUGGACAAGUGGUGGUGUUAAAAACUUGCAUAAAUUGAAGCAUUUGGAAAUCAAACUCCAGGUACUCCUGGUGCACAGUCCAUAUUAUUAUCUACAUAUAAUAUGUUUCUACUAAUGUAAGGAAGCAAUAAAUAUAAUAAGAAUAAAAUAAAUAUUUUUCUUGUAUAUAA
This is a messenger RNA of Manduca sexta (tobacco hornworm), 2381 nucleotides long. RefSeq names its product FK506-binding protein 15. Bases 656 to 2053 code for a protein of 465 amino acids. The transcript has 3 exons. The record is from RefSeq and is a predicted model, not a curated record. Lineage: Eukaryota; Metazoa; Arthropoda; Insecta; Lepidoptera; Sphingidae.